AUGGCUGACAACAGUACGCUGGUGUCUGAAACCGGGAGGAGCCUCUUGGCUGAUUCUUCUGUUCUUGAUUCAAAAAUUAUAGAAACCUCCAAAGAGAAUGUAUUUCCUGGAUCUGUUUUGGAUGUUGAAGAAGAAAUGCCUCAAAUAGAAACAAGAGUGAUUUUGGUUCAGGAAGCAGGGAAACAUGAGGAGCUUCUGAAAGCCUUGGAGACCGUUAAGAUAAUGGAAGUACCAGUUAUAAAGAUAAAGGAAACUAGUCCUGGUAAAUCAGAAGAAAAACUAAUAAAAAGUAUUAUUCAUAUGGAAAUUAAAGUGCCCUACAUAAAGACAAACACAAUAGAAGAGCUUGGAGAUUCUGAUUCCCCAGAAUUUGAGACUAUCUUCGUCAUAUCAGACUUCCAAGAUUCUAUCUUUAACAAGCUCUGCAAAGCAGAUUGCCGUGUCAUUGGACCUCCAGUAGUACUGCACUGUGCACAAAAAGGAGAGCCUUUACCUUUCUCCUGUCGUCCACUGUACUGUGCAAGUAUGUUGAACUUGGUACUGUGCUUUACAGGAUUCAGAAAGAAAGAUGAAUUAGUUAAGCUAGUGACCUUGGUUCAUCAUAUGGGUGGAAUUAUUCGAAGGGACUUUAGCUCAAAAGUUACACAUCUGGUGGCUAACUCAACACAUGGAGAUAAAUUCAGAAUUGCUGUAAGUCUUGGUACUCCUAUUGUGAAAGCUGAGUGGAUUUAUAAGGCUUGGGAGAAAAGGAAUGAAAUUGAUUUCUGUGCAGCUGAUGAUGACUUUAGAAAUCAGUUCAAGGUUCCUCCCUUCCAGGAUUGCAUGUUAAGUUUCCUUGGAUUCUCUGAUGAUGAGAAAGCUAACAUGGAAGAAAUGACAGAAAUGCAAGGAGGACAUUAUUUACCGGUUGGUGAUGAAAGGUGUACACACUUAGUGGUUGAAGAAAGUACAGUAAAAGACCUUCCAUUUGAACCUUUAAAAAAACUUUAUGUUGUAAAGCAAGAGUGGUUCUGGGGAAGCAUUCAAAUGGAUGCCAGAGCUGGAGAGUCCAUGUAUUUAUUUGAGAAGUCAGAGAGUCCUGGCCUCAAGAAGUCUGUGUCACUACUUUCUCUGAAUACUCCAAACAGCAAUCGUAAAAGACGCCGUUUGAAAGAAACUCUUGCACAACUGACCAGAGAAACAGACAUGUCGCCAUUCCCUCCUCGGAAACGCCCAUCAGCUGAACAUUCACUUUCUAUUGGGUCCUUGCUGGAUAUUUCGAACACUCCAGAGUCGAGCACUACCAAUGGAGAAACACCAAAAUCCUGUGCAAGGCCUUCCAAAAACUCAACUCCUCUUCCACUAAAGCAGUCUGCAAGAUGGCAGGUUGCAAAGGAAUUGUAUCAGACAGAAAGUAACUACGUUGAUAUUCUAACAACAAUCAUUCAGCUAUUUCAAGUUCCGUUGGAGAAGGAAGGACAACUUGGAGGACCAAUCCUUGCACAGGAAGAGAUUAAGACCAUAUUUGGCAGCAUUCCAGAUAUUCUUGAUGUGCAUACUAAAAUUAAGGAAGACCUGGAAGAUCUUAUGAUGAACUGGACUGAAAGCAAAAGUAUUGGUGAUAUCAUUCUUAAAUACUCAAAAGACUUGUUGAAAACAUACCCUCCAUUUGUGAAUUUCUUCGAAAUGAGCAAAGAGACUAUUACUAGAUGUGAAAAACAGAAGCCAAGGUUUCAUGCCUUCCUAAAGAUAAACCAAGCUAAACCUGAAUGUGGCCGCCAAAGCCUAGCUGAACUCCUUAUCCGUCCUGUUCAAAGGCUGCCUAGUGUUGCUCUACUACUAAAUGACAUUAAGAAGCAUACAGCAGAAGAGAACCCAGAUAAAAUAACCCUAGAGAAAGCUAUUGAAUCAUUAAAGGAAGUGAUGACACAUAUUAAUGAAGACAAAAGAAAAACAGAGGCACAAAGGCAGUUCUUUGAUGUUGUCUAUGAAGUUGAUGGAUGUCCAGCCAAUCUCUUGUCCUCUCACCGAAGCUUAGUUCAGCGUUUGGAAACCGUAGCACUUGGUGAUGACCUCUGUGACAGGGGAGAACAUAAGAUGACUAUCUCUUUGUCUUCUAUUUAACUGCAGAUUGCGAGGAAACGGCAUAAAGUUAUUGGUGCUUUCAAGAGUCCGCAUGGCCACACGAGGCCUCCUGCAUCUCUCAAGCAUGUUGUUCUCAUGCCUCUCUCCCAGAUCAAGAAAGUCCUAGACAUCAGGGAGACAGAAGAUUGCCAUAAAGCUUUUGCCUUAGUUGUGCGGCCACCUACAGAACUCAACAACAAGCUACUUAGUUUCCAGAUGACAACUGAAGAACCUCCUAAAGAAGAUUGGUUGAAGAUGUUGUGUCGGCAUGUGGCUAACACUAUUUGUAAAGCAGAUGCAGAAAAUCUCAUUUAUACUGCUGAUCCUGAUUCAGUUGAAGUAAAUACUAAAGAUAUGGACAGUACUUUAAGCAGAGCAUCCAGGGCAAUAAAGAAAACAUCAAAAAAGGUUACAAGAGCAUUUUCUUUCUCAAAAACACCAAAGAGAGCUCUUCGAAGGGCUUUAAUGUCGCAUAGUGCAACAGAAGGAAGAAGUCCCAGUUCAGCUAAUGAGAGUUAUCUAGGCAGCCAACUGACUAGUACGUCGUCAUUAGUGGGUGUUCCUUCUCCUUCCUUGGUCAGUCUUCCCUCGAUCUUUGAAAAAAGGAGUCAUACAUUAAGUCGAUCAACAACCCACUUGAUAUGA
Pygoscelis adeliae (Adelie penguin) is the source of this 2748-nucleotide messenger RNA. It is a transcript of the gene ECT2, whose product is annotated as epithelial cell transforming 2. The record is from RefSeq and is a predicted model, not a curated record. Gene Ontology annotation, cellular component: cell cortex; nucleus. The transcript has 24 exons. Gene Ontology annotation, biological process: nervous system development; mitotic cytokinesis; regulation of cytokinesis, actomyosin contractile ring assembly. Gene Ontology annotation, molecular function: GTPase activator activity; guanyl-nucleotide exchange factor activity. NCBI's taxonomy places the organism in Eukaryota, Metazoa, Chordata, Aves, Sphenisciformes, Spheniscidae.